GCCAGGAGAGAAGGGCCGUCGGUGGGCCAGCGCCCCGCCCCCCGGGGAGCCAGGGACAAAGAGGGCUCCUCGUUUGUGACCGAGCACUACGGGGUCCCAAACGGGACGGAACGUCAGCGGACUCGGCGACGGGACACAGAUUCUAAAGCCCGGCCCGCACGGGCAGAACGAGAGCCGCAGUGCGCCGUCCCGGGACGGACGCCCACGGCGCCGGCUCGCCGAGCACCGGACGGAGGCAUUCACGCCGAGCCGCCAGCGGGCCAGCGGGCCAGCAGCAGGAGCCCGGCAGGAUCCGGGCGCGAGAGCGGACCCGCGCGCCAGGCGGGGAGGACUUCCCGCCGGAAGUGACGCGAGCUCAAUCCCAGCCCGGCUCUCCCCAAACAAAAGGGAUCUUGGGGCCCCGGGAGGAGCCUGAAUGACAUUGGAGAAGCCCCGCCUUCCGGCGGCGCUGAUUGGCCAGAGAGCCGCGAGGCUGAAGUGACAAUUGGCUCGGAAGGCUGUCAGGGCACGGACCCGGCGGGGGAGGAGGAGAAGAGGCUCGAGCCUGUGGAUGGGGAGCGGGAGGCGGAGGCGGCGGCGGGGAGCGGAGCCCGGAGCGCCGGGAAAAGGCAUUCAGGAUGAAUCUGGAAAAACUCAGCAAGCCGGAGCUCCUGACCCUCUUCAGCAUUCUAGAAGGCGAACUAGAAGCAAGGGAUCUUGUUAUUGAAGCUUUAAAGGCUCAACACAGAGAUACUUUUAUUGAAGAGCGCUAUGGGAAAUACAACAUCAGUGAUCCUUUGAUGGCUCUACAGAGAGACUUUGAAACACUCAAAGAGGAAAAUCAUGGUGAUAAGCAACCUGUAAGCCCUCACCCCCUGUCUGUUCUGAAGGCGGUGAUGAAGCAAUGCAGAAACAUGCAAGAACGCAUGCUGUCCCAGCUGGCCGCCGCCGAAAGUCGACACCGCAAGGUGAUCUUGGAUCUAGAGGAAGAAAGACAAAGACAUGCACAGGACACAGCUGAAGGUGAUGACGUCACAUACAUGUUGGAGAAGGAGCGAGAGCGGCUGACGCAGCAGCUGGAAUUUGAGAAGUCCCAAGUGAAGAAGUUUGAGAAGGAGCAGAAGAAGCUCUCGAGCCAGUUGGAGGAAGAGAGGUCGCGCCACAAACAGCUGUCUUCCAUGCUAGUGAUGGAGUGCAAGAAGGCUACCAGCAAGGCCGCCGAGGAGGGCCAGAAAGCGGGCGAGCUGAGCCUGAGGCUGGAGAAGGAGAAGAGUCGGGCCAGCCAGCUGGAGGAGGAGCUGGCAGCCGAGCGCAGGCGGGGCCUGCAGACCGAGGCCCAGGUGGAGAAGCAGCUGUCCGAGUUUGACAUCGAGCGUGAGCAGCUGCGCGCCAAGCUGAGGCGGGAGGAGAGCCGCACCCAGACACUCCGGGAGGAGAUGGAGAGCCUGAGGAGGGCCGUGCGGGAGCUGGAGGCCUCUCAGCUGGGCGGCCCCGAGGAGCGUGUGGCCUCCAGCACCGCCUCCAGAGGCACCGCCACCGACCCUCCGCACCUGGUGUCUGUGUUUUGCCAAACCGAGAACCUUCUGGCAGAAAGAACCCAUGGGAGCAGUGCAGCCAAGGUGGCGGCAGCCGGGUCACCCGGCACACACUCAUAUGCAAAAACCAAUGGCUACUGCGACAUGGAAAUGCAAACUAGCAGGGAUUUGUUACCAGGCGGCGGGGCAGACGGCGCGCCACCACGAGAGAGCCCUGCCAUCGAGAAUGGUGGUUCUCCUCCGGGGACGGAGUCUCCGGCCCCCCUUGCCACCCCACUCCCCGCCGCGGGGAGCUCCCCCUCUCCAAACAGCACCGCUGCCUCCUCUCUGACCUCCUCCCCUUGUUCAUCGCCCGUCCUGACCAAGCGCCUGAUGGGGUCCGCGGGCAAUAGCCCCGGCUACCAGUCGUCAUACCAAGUGGGAAUCAACCAGCGCUUUCACGCAGCGCGACACAAAUUCCAGGCCCAGGCCGACCAGGACCAGCAGGCCAGUGGCCUGCAGAGCCCCCCCUCCAGAGAUCUGUCCCCGACCCUUGUGGACAACUCUGCUGCCAAGCAGCUGGCCCGAAACACCGUCACGCAAGUGCUCUCCAGGUUCACCAGCCAGCAGGGGCCCAUCAAGCCCGUCUCUCCCAACAGCUCUCCCUUUGGCACAGAUUAUCGCAAUCUGGCCAAUACCAGCAGCCCAAGAGGCGAUCCCAGCCAUUCACCCACUCCGGGGAAAGUCUCCAGCCCUCUGAGCCCCCUGUCUCCUGGGAUCAAAUCACCCACCAUCCCCAGAGCCGAGAGAGGGAACCCUCCACCCAUCCCUCCUAAAAAGCCCGGCCUUGCCCCCGCACCGUCCCCCACCACUCCAUUGACCAAAAGCCCUUCCCCGGCAACCUCUUUAGCCACCAGCGAUGACCUUUCCGGUAGCUGCUCUGCCAACGCCGUUGUAGCCAAUGGCAAAGACAUCGAGAUCCUCCUGCCUACCAGCAGCUAGUCCCUGGGACGCUCCACAUUUGACAUUCCAUUGCAUCUUGUCCAAGAGCUUAAAGACAGACCAUUGGGUCACAUCAUGUUAUUUAUUUUGAUAAUGGUGGAAAUUUGCUUUGAUACAUUUUAGUGUAUUUUCACCCUUUUUUGUAUUUUUUUUUUUUAAAGUAAAAACUGGGUAGUUUGGGUUUUUGUGUCUCAAAUCUUUGUACUGAAGCUGGAAAAGGCACCUCAAAGAUGUCUCCAGGCUGAACAAUCACCAUCAUGUCGUGAUGGAGAAGAGCUUUUUAUGGACCAGGUGGCAGCUUGUUCUCUAUUCUGGGAUGGGAAACAUUCACUUUAAAUUAUGCAGAAAUGACUCGUGCAGAUUUUUAUUCCAGAUGAACAUGUAUAAAAAGUGCCUGAAAUAAGACUGCCUGCCAUAUGACUGUGGCUCUGUGGCAAAAUACAUGAAAAGGGGUCAUCUCCCAACAGAAAAUGAGACCUUCCAUGACUCCAGAAUGUUCCAAAUCAACACUGCUUUUAAUCCUUUUAGAGUGUUCUUAAUACAGACUGUUCUGAAACAAGGCUGCAUUAGUCAAAACAAAAACCUUUUCCAGGUGAGUAUGAACAUAAGCUGAGAGCUUUAGCAAGCCCCUGCCAAGCCCUCCUGAGCAGUAAGCUCAUCUUUCUGUGACUUUGAAGUAACUUCUGGCAUCAAUUCUUAAAUGAAAUGAAAUUGCUAAAGGUCAAAUCCUUUCCUCUCUCCAUUGCCCCCCAAAAAUGUUCUUCAAGCAUCUAUUGUUAUGUGUAGAACUGCUGAGUCCAAAAUCUUACUAUUACUUGAAAAGGAAAAUUGUAAAACAUUUUGUAUAAAUUAUCUUGUGACAGAAUGAUGGGGAUCUUAUUUACUAUGUAAUCAAAAAGCAAUAACUUAAAAGUUACUCAUUUUGUAAUUUUUUAAGUCCAAAUUACACAGAUUUUACUGAAUGGUCACAAGUGCUAUCCCAGCCUACCAACCUAUGGUGACUGUUACUUGGGAACCAAAUGGAUAUUUGCCUAGAUAGAUACAUAUCAUAUAUCAGUAUAGAUUCACAUUCAUGUACAUGUUAACAUACACACACCUACCACAUGCAUAUAGAAUAUAAAUUUUAGUGUGAUUAUAUUCUUGGAGUUUCCAGUAUUGCAUAAAGAAAAAGUAGAAGUGCACAUUAAGAUUACCUACCAAAGUAGCCAGCUUGCUUUCAGUUUGUGCUGCUGGGCCCCAGUUAGGCAUUGGGAGGAAUUCUCCAUAGAGCAGUGGAUAGAGCUGUUCCCUUGCUCUUUGAAUUUCAAAGCUGACUCCAAAUCCCUUGUCAUCCUGGGUUAUGUUCCUGGAAGAAGAAUAAAAUAAUUGGGCUUUUUCUCAUUUUAGCAACUUCUCUCUCAGUAGAAUUUCUUUACCAUUUUCCAGAUGACCUAUUGGAAAAUACAAAUAUACAAUAUGAACACUUGGAAGGGGGGCCAAAGCCAGAUGAUUUCUUAAAUCUGCAUAAACUUGUCAAGGUGGCCUGAUUCUCCAAAAAGGGUAGGGUCAACCCUCUCAUUGCAGUCAGGAUUGCUCUUAACCCAGCCCAGACAGAUGAAUGUUUUUUCCCUUCAUAAAUGGCUAUUCAGAGAAUAGGAAUCCCAAUAUGCUUUCCUGAAGGGACACAUUUUAAUAUUUAAUAAGAGUUUGAAAGUCUUUCAGAUGUAUAAUCAAUUAUUUCCUGCAAUUUUAAAUCUGUUCCCUCUAUUUGGUAUUAGUUCAUGGGGAAAACAAGCCACUGAAUAGAAAUCAUUCUGUAAAUCAUUUUAUUUUUUAAUUGGCACAAAUUCACAAGGUUUAUGGUUUGAUUGAGUGGUGAUCCAUGUGCCACCAGGAGAAAAAUAGCAAUGCUACCAAUUACUGCCCCAAGAUAGCUGCUUAAUGAUAUAUUUUAGGGGGGAGGGAGGGCAUUUUAAAUUGUCCAAAGCCAUUACUGUGCACUGAUUUUCAUCUUCAUACUUGGCACAAAUUAACGUGUAAGAUAAAUGGCUAAACUUUCUUAACUAGAGAGGGGGGUCUGCAGCUCUUAAUAUGUUUAUUACCUCUCUUAUAAUGGUAAUCUUAAAAGUUGCAUUAUGCUCUUUCUUUAUGGCAUAGAUAUAUAGAGAGAUAUAUACUAUAAUGAAGUUUAUUUCUUAGGAAAUGCACUGAAUAAUGUAUUUCUUCUACAGUGUAAUAUAGGGUGGGGAAAUGCAAAAGAAAAUGUGUAUUUUUGCAAGUAGUCUAUCUUCUGAAACAAAUAAGCACAAAUAUUGCAAUGGAUCCAACUAAUCCAGUUAGGUUUUAUAGAUGUAGUAUUUAAGUUUUGCUGUAGAUUGUGUGUUAAUAAGUAAAAAAAAAAAAAAGUAUGAUUCACAUGUUGAUUAUUAAUAAUCAAAUUGUUGCAAAGCUUUGUCACUGGUUAUGAAGUCCAGACACUUAACAGUAGCAUUAAUUAAUUGUUCAUUAAUACUUGUAAAGCCAAAUGUUUCAUGGGGUAUUUUUUUUUUUUACAGCAGAGACAACAUUAAAACCUGUUAAAUAAUA
Messenger RNA from Sarcophilus harrisii (Tasmanian devil), 5060 nucleotides. It is a transcript of the gene CTTNBP2NL, whose product is annotated as CTTNBP2 N-terminal like. The transcript has 5 exons. Lineage: Eukaryota; Metazoa; Chordata; Mammalia; Dasyuromorphia; Dasyuridae. The record is from RefSeq and is a predicted model, not a curated record. Bases 618 to 2495 code for a protein of 625 amino acids.